Molecule: messenger RNA, 3055 nt
Organism: Carya illinoinensis
Lineage: Eukaryota; Viridiplantae; Streptophyta; Magnoliopsida; Fagales; Juglandaceae
Product: protein WVD2-like 7
Exons: 9
Coding region: 946-2541 (531 amino acids)
Source: RefSeq, a predicted model, not a curated record
AGAAGGGACAACGUAUGAAGCUCAGUGACAAAUCAUACGGUGCCGUUUUCCGCUGGAUAUUUCUCAGACAGCUGUCGUCUUGUUCAACCAAUUCAAUCGUGCGGUCCAGCAAAGGCCAUGGAAGUCUUGAUUAUUUAGUUCAGACAAGCUUGUCAUUCACGCCCCUGCACUGCUUCUCGAAGUGGGCCUUCCUCACCAUUUGCUUCUUUUUCAUGGUUGAUCUCAAUGUUUAUGGGGUUACUGUGUCCCUCCCUGGAGCCCUGCUUAAGAGAUCUCGAGGGUUUUUCUUUUUUUUUUCUCGUGGAAAAUGGCGAUAAAUUGGUUGUGAUAUCUCAGUUCCUUUAACGUGCCGACUUUGUUCUGUUGAAACUUCAUAAUUGAGAUCAACUAAGAUAGAUGUCCCAUUAAAAGCUUACCAAAUACUGCUCCAAAAGUUCUUUCUUUUCUUUCAACAAUCAUAUUCUCUCUCACAAUAGUUUUUGACUUUUUAUAUUGGCUAUAAAAUAGUGAAAGCCAAAUCAUCUUUUGGGAAUAUGAUUUGGGUCUCUCACUCCGUAUCAUUGGUUUUCUUUUUUCUUUUUUCUUUUUUCUUCAGUUGUUGAUUGCAUUAUCAUUUAGGGACUUUUCAGAAGUUCCAUAAGCGGACAUAUUUGUCAUUUUCUGGAAAACUCGUGGUGGUAAAUGAAUGUUGGGGUAAAAAGGAAAAAGGAGUAGAAAUGUAAAACACAACAUGUGGACAUGUCAUCUUUUUCUUCAUUGCUUGCAUUUGUUUAGUGUGUUCUUUUUGUCUCUGUAUUGAAUUUGCUUAUUCCCGAUCUUUAAGUGAGAUCCAUUGAACUGGGGGUCUGCCUUUGCUAGUCACAAACUCGCAGCACAUGGUAUAAACAGUUUUGCGUCUUGGCGUGGUAGCUGUUUGGAAAUUCAACCGCGAGUCCUGACACUCAGAUGGGUGAAUCAAUAGUGGGUGUUUCCAGAUAUGAAGAUAAGACAGGAGAGACGGCUGCCUCAAAACCUGGAUUGGAAGCGUCCAUUUCAUUCGGUAGGUUUGAGAAUGAUUCGCUGUCUUGGGAGAAAUGGUCAACUUUCGCGCCCAAUAAGUACUUGGAAGAAGUUGAGAAGUGUGCAACACCCGGAUCGGUGGCUAAGAAGGCGGCCUACUUCGAAGCCCAUUACAAGAAGAUUGCUGCGCGCAAAGCUGAGAUAAUGGAUCAAGAAAAGCAAAUGGAAGACGAUUCCUUGAGGGCAGAUAAUCAAAAUGGUGUAGAUCUGGCCGAAACUGCUUGUGGUGCUGGUUCCGAAUUUGAUGUAUCUGAUCGCCACUGUUCUGCAGAAGACGUUGCUAUGCAACAAACCAAUUUGAUCAGUGAGGUCAGUAGCACCCAAGUGGAUGAUCUGAAGGAGGAUGCUGCAAUCAGUACCGAAAGUCAAAGGUCAGCAUCUGAGGGAGUGAAAGAAGAAAUAGGUUGUACAGUAGAUAGCCCCAAGUCAAAAGAACCGGUUUUGGUAAAAGAAGUCGUAAUAGAAGAAGAAGAAUCUGCUGUGGUUGAAUCUCAAGACAUGAAGGAAGUUUCGCACAAUUGUAACAAUGAAAUGGGACAUCCUACACUCGUUAAAGUAGAAAACGUGAUCUUGGACCACCAUCCCAAGGAAUUUAAGAAGGUUACUUCAGUGAAUCAGGAGAAAAAUGCGACCAGGUUAAAGAAGAAACCAGUGUCACCCGGCACUAAAACAUUACAUAUUUCCACCCCUAAAGUGUCAAAGCUUAUACUAACUCCCACUGCGUUAUCUGCAUCACAAUCUUCAACAAAGAAGGGAAAUUAUUCAUCUUUACCUAGGAGCAAAAAUCCUUCUGCUGGUGAAAGCAAGAAAGUUGCUCCAAAGUCUCUGCAUUCGUCCCUUAGCUUGGAUCCUACAGAUUCUAAUCCAGCUUCCCUUAGGAUGACUCGGAAAUCUUUCAUUAUGGAGGAAAUGGGGGACAAGGAUAUUGUCAAACGAGCAUUUAAAACAUUUCAGAAAAAUAUCAACCAACCGAAAUCUUCUGGUGAAGACAGAGCUUCUGAUCCAAAGCAGGUUUAUAAUAUUAACGAAAAGGCGCCAGUAAAGGGUACAGAACCAAGGGUUUCAUCUUCUAUGACUCCACGAAAAGAGAAUCAAAGGUCACUAAAAGCAGGUGGUGUGGAUAAAAAAAGUGCUGAGGCAGCCCCUUCAUCUUUUCGCUUGAGAAGUGAUGAAGGGGCAGAGAAAAGAAAGGAGCUUUCAAAGAAAUCGGAGGAGAAGUUGAAUGUCAAAGAGGCAGCAAGGACUGGCCUUCAAUCAAAACAAAAGCUUUCAAAGAAAUCGGAGGAGAAGUUGAAUGUCAAAGAGGCAGCAAGGACUAGCCUUCAAUCAAAACAAAAGGUGGAAAAAGGAGCUGAGAUCAGAAAAUUAAGACAGAGCUUUAAUUUUAAAGCCACGCCAUUGCCUGCCUUUUAUGGGGGAUUAAAAGUGUCAAAAAGUAUUUCAGAUAAGGAAAUGUUGACAAAUGCAGUUCAUGGUGAGUGAUGUUCUUUGGGAAGCUGUACUUCAUGUUCUAAGAUAUACUUCUUGGUUUCGAAGCUAAAUGGUUGGGUGGACAGGGAAGAUUUACAGAAAGGAAUUUCUUCUUAGUAGGGAAUCGUGCCAUAAUAUAUUACUUAGCCCAAAGUCACUUAUGAGGCGCAGAGUUCAUUCCUGAAUGAACAGAAGAGAGAACCCAUAUCAUGAGUCUUCUUGUGUAUGUACGGCAUAUUAGUACUGUGCAGGAGAUAUUAAAGAGGUUGGGACACUGCUACCUUCCAUUGACAAAUCAUUACUCCCGCCUUGCUUUUGCUGUCUCAAACCAAAUUUGGAUAAAGCAAAUAAAUAAAUUUAUAACUAUGUGUAUAAACUGUCCAACCAUUAGAAAUGCAUUAAUUCUUGCAAUUGGUUGCCAUUCUAUAUUGUUCUGGCAAUCUCUAGCCAGUCAUUUUGUUGAAACUAUAUGAUUUUUGGUCUUUUUUAAUAAUACGGACUACAUGUAACACUAAAUUUUGAUUAA